AUGACGAUGAUACUCAAUGAGGUCCUUAGGCUAUAUCCUCCAGUGGCACAGCUGACCAGAGCCAUUCACAAAGAGAUGAAGCUAGGCGACCUGACACUACCGGGCGGCGUUCAGAUAAGUCUACCUAUUCUACUACUCCAACUCGACACAGAGCUGUGGGGAAACGAUGCAGCGGAAUUCAAGCCUGAGAGAUUCAAAGACGGUAUCUCAAAGGCAACAAAGAGCCAACUCUCUUUCUUUCCCUUUGCAUGGGGACCAAGGAUCUGCAUUGGACAGAACUUUGCUAUGUUGGAGGCAAAGAUGGCUAUGGCAUUGAUUCUACAGAGAUUCUCCUUGGAGCUCUCUCCUUCCUAUGUUCAUGCGCCGUACUCAGUCAUGACCACUCACCCACAAUUUGGUGCUCAUCUUAUCCUCCACAAGAUCUAA
This is a messenger RNA of Microthlaspi erraticum, 426 nucleotides long. Lineage: Eukaryota; Viridiplantae; Streptophyta; Magnoliopsida; Brassicales; Brassicaceae. The record is from the annotation of a GenBank genome assembly.